Messenger RNA from Centruroides sculpturatus (bark scorpion), 1403 nucleotides. RefSeq names its product gastrula zinc finger protein XlCGF71.1-like. The transcript has 2 exons. Bases 125 to 805 code for a protein of 226 amino acids. Lineage: Eukaryota; Metazoa; Arthropoda; Arachnida; Scorpiones; Buthidae. The record is from RefSeq and is a predicted model, not a curated record.
AGAGAAUCGACGAGUGUGUGUUUAUAGGUGCUCGAAGACAAAGGAAAUUGUUCGUAUGAAUCGACAGUAAUUGAAAAGUUAAAUAAGCUGGUUUUAUUCUGUGUUGAUAGACAUAGAUUGUGCAAUGUUUUACAAAUGCGAGAUUUGUGAUAAGUCCUUCGCUAGGAAACAGGGUUUAAGUUUUCAUAUGAGAAUCCAUACAGGAGAGAAACCCUAUGUAUGUAAAACAUGUAAUAAACGUUUCGCUUAUAAGAGCAAUUUAAAUUCUCAUCUCAGAACCCACACAAGAGAAAAGCCAUACAAAUUUAAAACAUGUAAAAAACGUUUUGCCACUUCGAGCAAUUUCAAUUCUCAUCUCAGAACCCACACGGGAGAAAAACCAUACAAAUGUGAAACAUGUAAUAGAUGUUUUGCGCAAUGGGGCACUUUGCAUAAUCAUCUCAAAAUCCACAUGGGAGAAAAAUCAUACAAAUGCGAAACAUGUAAUAAAUGUUUCGUUCAAAAGUCCUCUUUGAAUACUCAUAUCCGAACUCAUACAGGAGAAAAACCAUAUAAAUGCAUAACAUGUAAUAAAUGUUUUUCUCACUCAAACAGUUUGACUUGUCAUCUCAGAACCCACACGGGAGAAAAACCCUACAAAUGCAAAACAUGUGAUAAAUGUUUUAAUAACUCGAGCAGUUUGAAUCGUCAUCUCAGAAUUCACACAGAAGAAAGAUCAUACAAAUGUGAAACAUGUAAUAAAUGUUUUUCUAGUUCUAGACAUCACAAUCGUCAUCUGAGUAUCCACAGGUUAGAAAAACCCUAAGAGUGCAGAAUAUGUAAUAGAAGUUUUGAGGACAGAUCCUGUUUAACUCAUCGUCAAAUAUUCUACAGUAGAAAAACCCUACAAAUGUAAAUUAUGUAAUGAAUCUUUUCUUGAAAACAAGAUAUUAGAUUGUCAUUUCAGAAGACAUUUGAGGAAGACAGUACACAGGUAUUAAAUACCCAUUAAAAUUUUUUCCCCUGGAAUGAAAGUGAGUAACAAUACAACGACUUAUUCAAAUCUAUUUCCCAGCCAUCAUGUUAGCAGCAAUCGUCGUUUCGAAGAACAAAAUCGUUUAAUUCAGCAUCUUUCCACUCAUUCUAAAUUCAGACCAUUGAUCUGUCUUUUGUGUGAUAGUCAAUUUGAAACUGAAGCUUAACUGGAUGCUCAUUGUAUAAUGCACAAACUACAUCCAUUUCGUUGCAUUGUUUUCAAGUGUUUUGCAGCCAGAAGGCUAUAGAAGACCACAAAAUAAUACAGAAUUUAUUAGUCAAUUCGUCUUAUCAUUGCAAUAAAUGCUGUGUAACAUUUGCUUGGGAAGAAAACUAUGAAGUUCAUCUUGAAUAUAAUAUAAAUUUUGUUUAAAAAUUUCGACUGAAUA